Molecule: messenger RNA, 630 nt
Organism: Meloidogyne enterolobii
Lineage: Eukaryota; Metazoa; Nematoda; Chromadorea; Rhabditida; Meloidogynidae
Source: the annotation of a GenBank genome assembly
AUGGUGAACAGUCCUCCAUUGCCCUCUUUUAUGAAAAAGUCUGAACAUGAAAAUGAAAAUCCAUUUCGGCCAGAUGAGCAGCUUUAUCACGAGGUUGAUCCUAUUGUUGAGUUGUAUCGACAAAAACCAUUUCCGCCUUCACCCUCACACGGGUCUCCUGUACCUUCACAUCAACUAAAUUCACAACCUUCCUCCUCAUCUCAUCAGCGUUCAUCAAUUCGAACAGAUAAAGUCGCUAAUGGAGAUAGUGGUGGAGGUGGAGGUGCUUCAUUUACGGAGGCAAGACAAGAAGCUUCUACGCAUGCAACAAGCAGCAAUCAACCAUUAAUAAUGGACACUUCUGUCUCCGUGGAUGGGCUAGGGCCUCCGGGCCAUGCCGAAAUGGUACGGUUACCUGAGAAAAAGAAACGUUCCUGUUGUUCCCUUCAAUGAUGAAAAAAAAGCAAAAAUUGAUUUUUUUAAAAAGCAUCAUCACCACUUUUUUCAGCACAAAAUUUUUUCUAAAUUUUUACAAUGUAUUUCCAGUCAAAAUACCCCAAAAUUCAUACCGUCCAAUACUGCUUAAAUUUUUUGUUCAAUUUUUUUUGUUGGCUGUGAGCUCAGUUUGUUAACUUUUCAAUUUUUUUAUUU